This is a messenger RNA of Leucoraja erinaceus (little skate), 2367 nucleotides long. RefSeq names its product chromogranin B (gene chgb). Gene Ontology annotation, cellular component: secretory granule. The record is from RefSeq and is a predicted model, not a curated record. The transcript has 5 exons. Bases 170 to 1990 code for a protein of 606 amino acids. NCBI's taxonomy places the organism in Eukaryota, Metazoa, Chordata, Chondrichthyes, Rajiformes, Rajidae.
GGCUGUCUCCGCCUCCAAGAUUAACGCCGCGUUUGCAAGCGUUUGUGGUGCGGUCGCUUUAAAUUGGGAUUACUUGCGCUCGGCUCCAUCCAGAGACUGCGGAGAGCAGAGCAGAAAAGUGCUCUCGUCCCACAAGCCGCUCACAGCGCCCACAGCUUCGACGAAGACCAUGCAUUCCAUGCCUCUCCUAACCUUGGCUUUGCUUUGCGUCGUGGCAGUAAUCACCGCGCUACCGGCGGAGAGGGGCGAUCGGAGAGACGAAUUGGUGACGCGAUGUAUCAUCGAGGCUCUUUCCAACGCUCUUUCGAAACCCAACGCCCUAUCUGUGAGCUCGGAAUGCAGGGACCUUCUAAAGGGUGAGAAGCAUGAAGUAGCAGGAAAUAAAUUUGAGAAAAUAAAUCAUUAUGAAGAGGACUCUGAAAAUCCUCAGCAGGAAAAUAAGGGAAGCUUGAGGGCCAUCGAGGAAUCCAAGAAGCCACAUUAUGAAGAGGACAAAAGAAAUGAAGAUGAGAGCGAGGAAAAACGUUACAGACGGAACCACGGAGAGCAAAAAAGUGAGACAAAGAACAGCGAGGAAGAUAGCAGAAGUAGAGAAGACUCCUAUCCAAUGGAAAACACCCAUGAUGUCAGAAGCCUCGAUCAUCAUUCAAAUCAAGAGAACAAAGACCAAAGAGAUGCAGAUAACAGAAGUGAGGAAGGGAAUGAAGGAAGAUCCACUUCUCAUGAAGAGAAGGACUCACAACAUACGUACAAUACUGAGAAUAUAAUCAAUGUGUCUCAUCACAAACAGCAAGACAUUAGAAGUGAAGAUGAGUCCUCUGAGGAGGAUGAACCAUCUAGCGUUCAUGGACACUCUACGGAAAGACAUGGAGACAUUGCCAGAGGGGCAGUUGGGUCUAAUGAAGACCUCAACGAUCAAUACAAAAGAAGUGGUCAUUUUCCACACAAGAAAUCUGACUCUGAAGAGUUGGAAGAGAGAGAUAGCGAAGAAGGAGAGAAAUUACAUAAUGCUCCCAUGCACAACCAGAAGACAAAGAACCAUCGCCGUUCAGAAGAGGGUAAGAGUGGCCACCAAGAUAAGCACUACUCAGAUAUUUCUGAUGAAUCCGGUGAAGAUCUUGAACGCAUCAAAAAUAUUCGCAAUUAUCUACAGAGAAAUAAAAACCAGGCGGAGACCGAGGAUAAAACAAGCAAGCGCUCGAGGAGCAACUCGGAGGAAUCAAUGGAGAACAAACAGCACCUCAACCAAAGGGACGGUCAAGAAGACAAAAUGUACAGUGAAGAGGAAGAAAAGAGACAUCACACUGGCUACAAGAGGCACCACGGCGAAGGUGAAGAAGAGAAGGAUGAAGUUGAGAAGAAGUAUCACAGCAAGGAAAAGCCACACAGUGAAGAAAAGAAUAACAGCUCCAAGGAAGAGAAGCACGAAAGAGAGGAAGGCAUAGAAGAAAGAUUUGCAAGCAAUGGGAAGGACGAGGAGGAAGAGAAAAAUACAGAACCCUAUCCAAAAGUCCACCGGUAUUGGUGGAAGAAAAGGCAUGGUUUGGAGGAUCGAAGCCUUGGCAGUGAAGAGGCAACAAGGCCCGGCGGGCAUAGCCACUUCCAUCAGCAACAUGAAGAACACGUUGACAAGAGGCAGGGAACAGAUGAUGACAAAAGACACGAAGAGGAAGACCAAGGCCGGAAUGUGGAAACCGGUGAGAAACAUCCCACUGAGCAAAACCUCAGCUCAAACCAUGAUUUCCAAGAAGAAAGGAUGUACGAUAGAAUGAACAAGGUGGCACAUUAUCUGAAGUCUAAGUCCAUGGAAGUCCCAAAGGUUUACGAUUCUGAGGAAGAGGAGGGGAAGCAAAGUUACAGUGAGGAAAAGCAGAAAAUAAAACACAGAGCUCCAACUGUGGAAGAGGAGAAGGAACUUGAAAAUCUUGCAGCGAUGGACUUGGAAUUGGAGAAAAUGGCAGAGAUGCUGCAUGACAAUCAAAGGGAUUAAUACAACGUUGUCAAUGGAGUCAAUUACAUCAUCAAGACACCUGAUACUAUGUUGAACAUAUUAUUAAAACGAUUAAAAUAAAAAAUUAUCUAAUGCACUAUAAAAACAUAAUCAAUGAAGAGGCUGCUUGCAGAGUAUCGAUUAUCUUUUGUUGUCCACUUGUGACGUAUGUUAAACUGCUGAAAAUAUUUCUAUUGCACAUUUCUAUAUUACUAAACAUCAUAGCCAAAGGCAUGAAGAAUUAAGUGACAUUUUUGAUCUAGAUCCAUGAAAACUGUCAUAACUCAACUUUCAUAAUUUGAUUUCAUAUUGUUAUUGUAUUGCAGUUCAGCUUGUAAUUUUGGAUUAAAUAAAAAUCGUGGUGUGUUGAGACCAAA